UGCUUGAGUCGAUUGAAGGUCGGUCUUCUCGACCUAUUUGUCUGCUUAUGUACUACCAGCACAUCGCCCCUCCACGGAAACAGCCUACAGUCCUUUAGAGCUUUCCUGGCGUCAAGAUGAGCGCAAGAAAAGUGUCGGCAAGCUCGCUGCGCCAUCCUGCGCGAGUCGCCGCGCUGGCAGUGAUCCUACCUGGGAGAACGCACGUUCUCAGCUCCAGAUCACCACGAGACUGGGAUUCUGUUCGAUGGGCGGCAGCAAUUGACAUUACCACAGAGUUGAGCUCUAGAAGUAUUUCAGCGUCUUGCAGGUGCCGCGCUAAUGCUUUGAGACAGUCUCAUCAGUAUCAGCCUCAAUCGCAAGGCGGCCGGGCUUCAUGCAGCUCCGCAUCAAAAGUCGCCGCGGCGAGAGCGUCACCUUCGUCCGCGGUCAAGAGCAAUGAUGCGACCACAACGCCGGACAGUCAAGGAAGCACACGCGCGGGAGUUGGCCAUGCUUUGCGUUCCGAGAAAAGGAAGGUGCAAGGUUCUCGCACAGAACCAGAGAUACAGGCAUCAUCUCAGCCUGUGGCCUCCAGCGCUGGAUCCUCCUCUGGAUCUCGGCCACAGCCCGCACAUGCCGGCGGAAGCGGCAAUCCCCCGGUCCCCCCCAAUGCUGAACCUUUUAUCGCUCGCGCAUCAUGCGCCAAUGUGGCGUCUGAAUCGUGGUCCAAAUUGCUCAACCCUCGCACACUCGUCUCUCACCUGGAUAGUUAUGUCGUAGGGCAAACUCGCGCCAAGAAGAUCCUCAGCGUUGCCGUGUACAACCACUAUAUCCGGGCCAGGAGGAAGUUAGAGCGAGAGCGCUGGGAGGAUCAGCAGUACGAGAAAGAGCUUAUGGAAAGCUAUCAGGCCAAGUGUCGCGAGGAAGAAGCAAAAUGGGUCGAGCUUGAGCGGCGCAAGGCUCAGGUUGCAGUCGCCGCUUCAGAGAAGCGGUUAGCACGCCAGUCUUCGUCUGCUCUUGAAGGCGAGGAAAUCGUCAGAAGUUCCACCACAAAGAGCAGCACGUCACGGACUAAGAAGCCAACGGCGAGCGUAUCUUCACGCGCGUUGUCUUCGACCCGAGCUUCCUUCAAAGCAAGCGCCAACGAACCGACAGAGCUCGCAGCGGCGGAAGCCAGGGUGCAUCAGGACAUGCUCACUGACUACAUUGGCCAGACAAGCGGUGUGAGGCGUGAUGUGAAUGAGUUUCCUUUGGUCACAGAGACCCCGUCAACGACUUCGUUCGAUUAUUUUUCCGCACAUCGGCCUCCACCUCCACCUCCGCUUUCGCUAUCUUCACCAAAGGGAUCCACUUCUAACAAAAGCAAGGCGAAGCGAAAAGACGAGGAAAGUCUUUACGGGGAUACAGAAGGACAGGUGGCCUCUGCCGCUCCUGGGAUGCCGCUUGAAUCCGGUCCACCGCCGCGCCUUUUCGAAAAGUCGAACAUCCUGCUGAUCGGUCCCACCGGUAGCGGAAAGACACUACUCAUGAAAAGCCUGGCCGAGGCACUCCAAGUGCCAUAUGUGCACAUCGAUGCUACACCGCUGACGCAGGCCGGCUAUGUGGGCGAAGAUGUAGAAGUGAUUGGGCAUCGGCUGCUUGCUGCUGCCGGGUGGGAUCAAGGGCGGGCAGAGCAGGGCAUUGUUUGCAUUGAUGAGAUUGAUAAAUUGGCUCGACGACAGGGCGAUUCUGCUUCCAAAGAUGUCAGCGGCGAAGGUGUGCAGCAAGCCCUCCUCCGCAUCUUGGAAGGGACCACGAUCACUGUCACGGACAAGUCUGGCGCCAAGCCUGCCGCUGCGUCCUCUUCAGACGCCUCUUCGGCCUACAGCACAGCUGCUGGUCCUUGGUGGCCGCCUCACCAGCGCUUAUCCGGCGAAGCUACCCUUGAGCCGCUGCCCAGGCGCCGUGGCGCGAGCGGCUCAGCAGCCGGCUCGUCAUCAAGCGGUGGACAAUCGACGUACCAUCUCGACACGAGCGGUAUCCUCUUCGUCCUCUCUGGCGCAUUCGUCGGUCUCGACAAGGUCGUGCUCCAGCGCAUUCAGCGACUGCAGAGUCAGUCCCAGGCGGAUGCAAUUAGCAAGACUGUAGAGGGUAUUCAGGCGGAAACGGAACUUGAACCGCAAGACCUGCACACGUACGGUCUUAUUCCGGAGUUCGUCGGUCGUCUACCGAUCGUCGCAUCGCUUGCUGAGCUCUCCGAGCAAGACCUCAUGCGCGUGCUCGUCGAGCCGAAGAACGCGCUGGUAGCGCAGUAUGAAGCUCUUUUCGCUGCGAGCGAAGUUAUGCUUAAGAUUACGAGUCCUGCCUUGCGUGUCAUUGCCAAGCAGGCGGCUUCGAAAGGCACAGGGGCGCGCGGGCUUCGUCGUAUAUUGGAAGCUCGGCUGCUCGAUGCAAUGUACAGCACGCCUGGCAGCAGCGUGAGGUAUGCGCUACUGGAUGAGAAGGCGGCAAAGGGAGAAACUCAAGUCCAGCUCUUUGCCCGUGGUGGGAAGCACCAAUUCUGGACUCUGUACGAGGACGAGGAAAAAGAGCAAGCUGCGAACGGAAUGGGUAUCAAAGUCGCUGGCAUCGGGCGGCCACCGUCCACUGCUGCUGCUGCUGCUGCUGCAACAGCUCCAGCUUCUGCGCGCGGCAGUCUAGCGGUCGCAACGGCUACCAAGGCACCCUCACAGGUGCUGGUGUUGCGCAAGGGCUUGAAUACCAUCAUGCGCAGGCGCACUCGCGUGCGCCUGACGCGGCCCUCGAGGGUUGGUAACAUGCGAGUCCAUUUCACAGUUGUUUAGAGGGCUUUUGGUACGGAGACACGCAAGCCCACAUGUAGCAGACAACUUUGCUUUUCCGGUUAACCUUCCGCAGUCAAUAGAUCGAAGCUAAGAUUCCAC
Molecule: messenger RNA, 2900 nt
Organism: Tilletiaria anomala UBC 951
Lineage: Eukaryota; Fungi; Basidiomycota; Exobasidiomycetes; Georgefischeriales; Tilletiariaceae
Product: P-loop containing nucleoside triphosphate hydrolase protein
Exons: 2
Coding region: 117-2801 (894 amino acids)
Biological process (GO): protein catabolic process; proteolysis
Cellular component (GO): mitochondrial matrix
Molecular function (GO): ATP binding; ATP hydrolysis activity
Source: RefSeq, a predicted model, not a curated record